This is a messenger RNA of Ixodes scapularis (black-legged tick), 1237 nucleotides long. It is a transcript of the gene Mettl4, whose product is annotated as N(6)-adenine-specific methyltransferase METTL4. The coding region runs from base 30 to 1145 and encodes 371 amino acids. The record is from RefSeq and is a predicted model, not a curated record. The transcript has 7 exons. Gene Ontology annotation, cellular component: RNA N6-methyladenosine methyltransferase complex; nucleus. NCBI's taxonomy places the organism in Eukaryota, Metazoa, Arthropoda, Arachnida, Ixodida, Ixodidae. Gene Ontology annotation, molecular function: nucleic acid binding; methyltransferase activity.
GCUGGCUUUGGAUUCGUAGCUUAGUUGCAAUGGCGAUUUUAUGUUCGUGCGAAAGCGGGUGGUUUGUAUCUCAUGAUAAACUCGUCGAAAGCUGGUUUGGAGAUUGCGAUUUUCCUGAAGUAGCACAGCCGUCGGCCAUGAAGCUGAAAGACGCCCUCUUUGACAUCAGAACUCCUUUUCAAAUGGAUUCUGCGGCCCAGAAGCAAGCAGCGAUGCGCAGCGCAAGCGACGGUUCAAUGCCUUCAAAGGCAGCUCAGAGGAGACGGAGGCGGCAGCCAAGAAAGGACGAUGUUCCCCUGACAGACUUUGUCCAGCCAGGUAGCUGGAUCGAGAGGGCUGCCUGCGAGAUAGUGUCGGCGGCGGUGGCUCGGGGACACCUGGACGCGACACCGGCGACGCAGCAGGAGCUCGCCGGCAACAACGCGGCCGCCCGAGAGGCAGCCGCCAGUCUGGCGUCGUGUGUGCUGCGGGACAGCGAGGCACCGGUCUGUGUGGGAGGUCCGAUGACUCGGCGGGCCACGCUGGUGCGGACUUUCCUGGUGCCCGCUGGGGCACGAGCACAACUGGGGGACAUCCGCCAGCUCGCUGCCUUCUUGACGGGGUCGUACGACUUCAUCCUGGUGGACCCUCCCUGGGAAAACAAGUCUGCGAAGCGCAAGCGCAGCUACGCGACGCUGAGCCGAGACGAGCUGCUGCUCGCGCUGCCUUUGUCUCGCCUGGCGUGCCCGGAAGGCUGCCUGGUUGCUGUGUGGUGUACCUUCAAUGCGGCCCACCUGGACUUCGUGGUGCGGCGCUUGCUGCCCUCCUGGGGCUUGCCCUACCUGACCACCUGGUACUGGGUCAAGGUGACGAAGCACGGCGAAGCGGUGCGGCCAUUCCACUGCCCGCACAAAAAGCCGGUCGAGCUGCUCGUGUUCGGCGGAUCCGCGGCGGAGGCCUUGCCGCGGGACAAGGUGCUCGUGUCCGUGCCAUCCAGCGUGCACUCGCACAAGCCGCCGCUGUCGGAACUGAUCAAACCUUUUGUUAAGACUAGUGCCAAGUGCUUAGAGCUGUUUGCAAGAUACCUGGUUCCUGGAUGGACGAGUAUAGGAAACGAAGUACUCAAGCUGCAACACUUGGCCCUCUACGAACCUGUCAGUUCCUGAAAACCGAUUGUCACAUGCCUUUUUAUUCUUUGGCCAUGGUUUUAUUAAGAUCAAUAAACACUUGCUUUGGCCACAUAUUUUCCAUAGGAAAA